This is a messenger RNA of Angiostrongylus costaricensis, 3313 nucleotides long. The record is from the annotation of a GenBank genome assembly. Lineage: Eukaryota; Metazoa; Nematoda; Chromadorea; Rhabditida; Metastrongylidae.
GUGUUUUGGUGAUCAUCCGACUUCAUUUGAUAGCAUGGAUGAGCCAUUCCUGCCACCACUCACCCCACUCGAUCAGUACAUGGAAACUGAGGGUAAACUGGCCGCCUCUAUUCGUUGGCUGAUAUUACGUGUGUAUGGACAAGAGAAAGACAUACCGGACAAGCUUCGGCUUAGUGGCUUUCGUGACGAAAGAGGUCAUUUACAAUUAGACAUCGCCAUACUAACUGGUUUGACUAACGGCUCACUGUAUUGUCAAGCAGCAGCCAAAAUAUUCAAAGAACCACAUCUUCAAUCUCAUGGAGCGGUCAUAGCUGCGCUUACUGACUAUGGCGUCGAUGUGGUGCAAUGUAGCAAUGGGAAGUCGGCAAAUGUCACAGAAGCUGAGCUUUUUACAGCCGAUAGCUUCCAGAUGGCUGCUCAUCUGGCGAUGAUGGAUGCGUUGAUGUUGGCCCAUCUUCGUAAUGUAAUCACUGUGGAUCGCGUUAUCGAUGCUGUUAGCCGUCAUACGACCGUAGACGAGAGUGAACGACCUAUGGACUCAGUUGAUGCGCUUCUUUUCUGGAUUAACAAAGUUUGCCUUUUAGUGAGAGAUGAUGUUGAACGCUCGCAAAUACAGUUGAAAGGUGGUGCAGAAGGCGGUAUGAUACCCGAAAUGGAAGAUCUUUAUGACGAAAUUAGUGAUGGGCAGUGCCUUUGUGCGCUCGUUGCAUGGUAUCGCCCUAGGGAAAUGGAUCUCGAAGAGGUGUGCUACAAUGAUCAGAUGAGCACAGCGGAUUGUCACUACAAUUUGUUUCUUUUGCAGCGUUUUUGCCAUAACAACCUGCCGUGGAAUCCAUUUCACUUUGAAAUUGAAGAUAUUCUAUAUCUUCGUGAUUCUUUACAAAUGAAUAUUAAUGCUUUUCUUUCUGACUUAUUUGACAUCUUCGAACCUGCUCCAACUGUUGUGGUUCAACCUGAACCCAUGACUUCCCCUCGCCGUUUUGUUCCAAUCCAGCCUAUUCCGGACUUGCGAGCUGGUAAAUCAGUUGCACGUACUCCUCAAUCUCGAAGUGUAAGAACUCCAUUGAGCAGCGUACUAGUAACAUGUAGUGAAAGUGGAAGUGCGACUCUACCAUCUCGUUCCACGAGCAUGAUGAGUCAAGAUAGUCUAAUGACUAACAGAGUGCAAGACUCCCAUCUAACUAUUUCGCAACGACAAGCGUCAGAGCAGUGGGGAGCGAACAUUACAAACUUCGGUAGUCUGGCACAGCCCAAUGAGGGUAGUACCAUCAGCACGUCGGCAUCGGUAUCUCCAUAUGCGAGAAGUGAUUCGCUUCCAAUCGCAUCAAUCCGGCUUGCACUUGAGGAGAAAAGGCGGGACCAUGAGAAGAGGAAAGCUCUGAUAAAGUGGGGUAAACGAUUCCGUUUUUUCUUUCUGAAAUAUUUGUUCCCAAUAUGUAUAUUUAGCACGAUGACUGAGUCAGAACGCGCUGAAAAAGGCAAGGCUGCAUUUUUUGCCUUGAUGAGCAAGUACGAACCUGAUUCCACGAAUGCUGCAAAGUCCGAAUCUUCGGACGCGAAGCUUAUUCGGGAGUUGGAUCGCAAGCUGACAGAUCUUAUGCAACGAGUAACGCUUAUGAGUGGCUCUGAUGAACAACGUAUGAUUCGUGCAUUAUCGCAGCCAAAAAUGUCGCAGGUAGGUGCUACAUCAGCUCGAGCCGAAUAUGGAACAUUGCCGCAUAAUGUUGGCUCUAAUGCAAUGCCCAACUAUGCACAAUCGUUUUCUCAGCAGCAGAAACAAGAGUUUUAUGGAUAUGCACAACCUCACCAGCUACGUUCGAGUUUAUCAAAUGGAAUGCUGAACUAUUUGCCUGGUCAAGCACCACCGUAUGGUGAGUACCCCACUGGCCUCGUGCAGCCACAACAGAUGCAAACGCAGCCCAUGUAUCCACCAGAUAUGUACUCUUCGCCUUUGUCCGGUGCAUAUUCGCAGCAGUCGCGACAACCUGCCUAUGCAAUGAUGCAUCAGUCUGCUCAUGUCGCUAACGGGUUUACACUUCACCAGUCACCAAUGAUGGCACCAUCCGUCUCGAGCUAUUCAUCACCACAAUCUUAUGCACAAACACCGGUUGACACUCACAUUCCAUGCUCAUUUGCUGCCCAACCACAGACUCCAAUGUUACCGGCCGUAAUACCGCAACAACAUGGGCAGUCAUACUCUUCGUACCAGAGUGCACAAGUCGAGAAUCAACCACCGUUCGGUUACGAACCUCAAGAUGGAACAAUGACGUUUCGGCUGCAUAAUCAAGAUGCAGCAUCUAGUCGCGUUGAUCCUCCUCUUGAAAUAAAUCGAAAUCUCACAAAUUGGGGAAUGACGUAUCAGCAGGGUCAUACCGCUCGUCUACAGCGUAGAACAUGGGAAAAUCAGACGUUUAUCAAAAGUCAGCAAGAUCUUGUUAAUCAGCCAGAUCUAGUACCAACAGUUCCAAGCGAUGAUGUGCAUUUCAUUAACUUGUUUGAUCAUAUGGUUGUUCCAUCACAGCCGUCACCACCUCGCGAUCCGUCUAAUAACAUGAAUGAUGUAGCUUUAGAUUCUACAAGAAACGUGUCUUCUACCGGGCCAGCGUUUGUUGUAAGUGAUGAUCAAGCGGCGGAGGAUUUCGACAAAAUUGUUGACCAAAUAGAGCAGCGAAAUGCAGAGAAGAGAAUGGCUGAGAUAGCAAAACGGGAAAUGGCCGAACAACGAAAACUGGAAAAGGAGCUGCAGCGUCAGAAGAUUCUGGAUGACUACAAACGACGAAAAAUGGAGAAAGAAUUGGGUAUCGAAUCAGGUUCGACUUCUUCCCGAGGUUCUUCUGGACGUGGGCACUCGCAACCUCCUUUCAUCCGAGCUAAAUCUCAGCUUUCAGCUCACAAACUGUUUGCAAAAGCAGUACCCAAAUCAAAUCGUGGGUUAGUAAUCAAUGCACUGCAGUAUAGUGUGUUCCCUGGUGCUGUGAACGACGCAACGAGAGUCAAGACGAUGAACGACUUAUCAGCGUCGGAUGCAAAACAUUUCCUUGUACUCUUUCGUGAUAAUAAGUGUCAAUACAGAGGACUUUAUAGUUGGGACCAGGUCUCGGAUACGGUUAUCAAGAUCUCAGGGCAAGGUCCUUCGAAAUGCUCCGAGGGUAUCAUGAAGUUGAUGUUUAAGUAUGAUUCUGGUGCAAAGAACUUCACACAGAUACCCACAAGACAUCUCAGCGCAACCAUCGAUGGUUUCACCAUUCAGGAUCAAUUUUGGCAGAAACCAAAAGUUUCAAAUAGCGGUGCUGUUUCUCACAGAAACAAUUAG